Coprinopsis cinerea okayama7#130 is the source of this 1830-nucleotide messenger RNA. RefSeq lists its product as hypothetical. The record is from RefSeq and is a predicted model, not a curated record. NCBI's taxonomy places the organism in Eukaryota, Fungi, Basidiomycota, Agaricomycetes, Agaricales, Psathyrellaceae. The coding region runs from base 1 to 1830 and encodes 609 amino acids. The transcript is spliced from 3 exons.
AUGACUUCGACAAUAGGGUCGACGUACAACCCUGAUGUACAACGAUACAUCGUCCAAGCCUCGGAUGUGCUCUCGGACCACAGGCUAACUGUAUCACCCCUUGCCGACCCCUCCACGGUCAUCUGGUACACUGAACGUUAUAUUUCUUACCCUGCUUCAGGACCCGCCGAAAUCGUCGAGAACAUCGUCCACCAACCCACGAACACAAUCUGCUGGACUGUCCACCGCCCCACAAACAUCCGUCGCCAAGGGUGGUAUGUUCGCCUGCGAUCCCCGCUAUUCCCACCCGGGGUAUCCAUCCCUCUCCAACCCGUGUCCUCGACUUCGCCCUACUACGUCGACGGAGCACUCAGUUUCAAAUGUCAGACGAAUGAUGUGUCGAGGCUUCCUCCACCACGGCCUCCUCCAUCACUGGGCUCCAGAGGCCCAGGCGAUCGAACCAGCCUGUCAAGCAUGACAAGUGCUGGAUCAUCAAGCUCUAGUUCAGUCCAUUCCUACCCACCAACACCCGCUGCAAGUCCGCCACCUUUAACCCGACGCGACCUCCCACCGAUUCGCGUUCCUCCAUUGAACAGAGGGAGGAGUCUGACGGGGGAGAAGGAGGAUGUGUAUAUCAUCGGAGACGAUCAUGACCAUGACGACCUUGAAGAGAGCACGACCCCUACUUCGGCUGCGGCCCCUACUUUACCCAAGACACCCACCUCUGCGGCACAUACACCAAUUGCGAAUGGUUUCAGUGACAUCAAGAGGCCUGUGUCGUUAUCCAAUGGGAAAGGAAAGGAGGCGCCGUUGCAGGAUGUGUCGAUGAAUCAACCGAAUCACCCGCCUGGAGCAAGACCUGGCCGCGCUCCACCACCGCGGGCUCUCCCACCAACUCGCAUCAACGAAUUCAUCCUCCUUCCGCUAUCUGAAGCUGCCAAUGCGUCUUCGGGAUCAUUCGUCAACAUCUCGACUACACCCGCCCCCUCUCCGGACUCAACACAGCCAAGCCCCACCGUUUAUCCCCACUCACACCAUCGUACACACUCCAACUCGUAUUCACGGUCUAAUCCUCCAACCACCGUGUCCACCAACUCUAGUAAACCAACGGGCAUUCUUGGAAAGGCGUUCAACAUCCUUAAAUCUACACUGCCUGCGAGCGUGACGAAUAGCCUGAACUCCACGAUGCAAGGGAACUCUUUCACCAUUGUGAGGGUGCCUGAUUUGGAGGGAGUUCCUGGUCUUAAUGGGAGUACCGGUGCACAAGGUGGAGGUGCGAUCUCGCCUCCCCCUCCAUACACGAGUAGCACCAAUCUCCUAGCUGGUCCGAGCUCGAGAGGCGAAUCUUCGUCUGGCUAUCCGUUCCAAAUUCCUCCAGCCGCGACCACCUCAGCGAUCUCCUCCACGUCGUUCGUUCAGCCGCUUCCGCCACCACUUCUCUCUUUUACUGAUGAGACCAGUCUGUUCCCUGUCACGUUUGGCCUUGGCGGGUUAUUCAAGGGAUCUGGCUCGUCGCGGUCACCGCCGUCGCUUCCAGCACACUCAAGAGCGUCGUUACAGCCUCCCCCUCGCCCUCUUACACACGCCUCUACGUCUUCAUUACCCAUUUCCUCACCCACACAUCUAUCCGCCUCUUCGGGUCCAUCUUCUUCACGUUCCUCGUCUUCCUCGUCUUCAUCUCAUUCUCGUCCCCCUCCCAAUCCGAAUUACACGACGCUGGGCACGUUGACGGUGUCUAAAUCCCAACUGGCAAGUCUAGGUGUUGAUACGGCGUUUUGGAUCACCUGUGCGUUGGUGUUUUGGGGGUAUCUGGAGGAGAGGGAGGGGUAUUUGAGUGCGAUUGAUGAUUGA